Molecule: messenger RNA, 3618 nt
Organism: Pipistrellus nathusii (Nathusius's pipistrelle)
Lineage: Eukaryota; Metazoa; Chordata; Mammalia; Chiroptera; Vespertilionidae
Source: the annotation of a GenBank genome assembly
AUGAAAGUGACCGUGUGCUUCGGCAGGACCGGCAUCGUGGUGCCCUGCAAGGAGGGCCAGCUGCGCGUGCGGGAGCUCACGCAGCAGGCGCUGCAGCGCUACCUGAAGACCCGGGAGAAGGAUCCUGGCUACUGGGUGAAGAUUCAUCACUUAGAAUACACCGACGGAGGAAUCCUGGAUCCAGAUGAUAUCUUGGCUGAUGUCGUGGAGGACAAAGAUAAGCUGAUUGCUGUGUUUGAUGAACAAGAACCCCUCCAGAAGAUCGAGAGCCCUGGAGGAAACCCAGCAGGCCGCCAGAGCCCGGAUGCCUUCGAGACCGAAGUGGCUACCCAACUGGCUGCCUUCAAACCAGUCGGCGGGGAAAUUGAAGUGACCCCUUCUGCUCUGAAACUAGGCACUCCACUGCUGGUGAGGAGAAGCAGUGACCCAGCGCCAGGCCCACCUGCUGAUGCCCAGCCAACUGCUUCACACCCCAGUGGCCAGAAUCUGAAACCUGCUAUUCCAGAUUCCACACAAAACUUAGAAGAUGGGGAAGUUGUGAGUGGUGUGCAAACAGACCUACUGACAUCGCCAAAAAUUAAGGAUGCACUAAGUGAUCUGACCAGAACAGUGGAGAUUUCAGCUGAAGGAGGCCCCCUGGGAAUACAUGUAGUGCCCUUCUUUUCUUCUCUGAGUGGAAGGAUUCUAGGACUCUUCAUCCGUGGCAUUGAAGAAAACAGCAGGUCCAAGCAGGAAGGACUGUUUCAGGAGAAUGAGUGCAUUGUAAAGAUCAACCAGGUGGACCUCGCAGACAAAACCUUUGCUCAGGCUCAAGACGUCUUCCGCCAGGCAAUGAAAGCUCCCUGUGUACACCUCCACGUGCUUCCCCCUCAAAACCGUGAACAAUAUGAAAAAUCAGUCAUUGGACCUCUUAACAUUUUUGGUAACAAUGAUGGUGUUUCAAGAACAAAGCCACCACCUCCUGUCCACACAAGAUUGGGAAUAAAGACCAUGAAUCUCACCGGAACAAGCAGCCCUGAAGAAGAUGGGUCACCUUCCCUGCAGCAAAGCAAGAGCCCCCGAGUACCAAGAAUAGGGAGAAAGCCAUCCUCUCCCUCACUCUCCCCUCUCAUGGGGUUUGGAAGCAAGAAAAAUGCAAAGAAAAUUAAGAUUGACCUUAAGAAAGGCCCGGAAGGACUUGGUUUCACUGUGGUCACUAGAGACUCUUCCAUACAUGGUCCUGGUCCCAUUUUUGUGAAAAACAUUUUACCAAAGGGAGCAGCAAUAAAAGACGGCCGCCUGCAAUCCGGGGACAGAAUUUUGGAGGUAAAUGGCAGAGAUGUCACUGGCCGAACUCAGGAAGAGCUGGUGGCCAUGCUGAGGAGCACCAAGCAGGGAGAGACGGCAUCUCUGGUCAUCGCCCGCCAAGAAGGAUCCUUUCUGCCCCGAGAGCUGAAAGGAGAACCUGACUGCCGGGCCCUUUCCCCGGAAACCACGGAUCAGCUCACCUUUGAGAUCCCCCUGAAUGACUCUGGCUCCGCUGGCCUGGGAGUGAGCUUGAAAGGGAACAAAUCGCGAGAAACUGGAACAGACAUGGGGAUUUUUAUCAAAUCUGUAAUCCAUGGAGGCGCUGCUUUUAAGGAUGGUCGUCUGCGGAUGAAUGACCAGCUGAUUGCAGUUAAUGGGGAAUCUCUCUUGGGGAAAUCCAACCAUGAAGCUAUGGAAACACUUAGACGAUCAAUGUCCAUGGAAGGAAAUAUACGAGGGAUGAUCCAGUUGGUGAUUCUGAGGAGGCCAGAGAGGCCGAUGGAGGAGCUCGGAGAGUGUGGGGUGUUUCCGAAGCCGUGCUCUGAGAGCUGUCCCAGCGCCGUGGCCACCUGCAGGAGGAGCGAGGAUGGCACGUGGCAUCCGCUUAGCACAUACUGUCCACACCACAAGCAGAGAGAGCCAUUGCUUCCCAGUGAUGGAUGGGCUGAGAGCGAAGUACCUCCGUCUCCAUCACUACUUCCCGUUCUGGAAUUGGGCCUUGAAGAUUACAGCCACAGUUCUGGGAUGGAUCCGGCUGUGUAUUUUCCAGAUCAGCACAUCAACUUCAGAUCUGUGACACCAGCCAGGCAGCCCGAAUCCAUGAGUCUGAAAGCCUCAAAGAGCAUGGACCUGGUGCCAGAUGAAAGCAAAGUUCAUUCAUUGGCUGGACACAAAUUGGAACCUCCAGGCAAGGACUUCGGCCCCACGCUGGGCCUGAAGAAGUCCAGCUCACUGGAGAGCCUGCAGACGGCCGUGGCCGAGGUGCGCAAGAACGAGCUGCCCUUCCACCGGCCCCGGCCGCACAUGGUCCGCGGCCGCGGCUGCAACGAGAGCUUCCGCGCGGCCAUCGACAAGUCCUACGACGGCCCCGAGGACCUGGACGCCGAUGGGUUGUCCGAUAGGAGCUCUCACUCCGGCCACGGAGCCCUCAACUGUGACUCGGCCCCUCCGGGGAGCUCUGAGCAGGAGGACCUGGAGAAUAAAGUCAGGAAAGCCAAAAAGACAAAAGAGAAGGAGAAGAAGAAGGAGAAGGGCAAAGCAAAAGGCAAGGAGAAGAAGCAGAAGGAGGAGAGCGAAGAUCCAGAAAAGAAGAUCAAGAGGAAGGGGCUUGGUGCCAUGCUGAGAUUUGGAAAGAAGAAAGAUGAGAAAGGUGGGAAGGCUGAACAGAAAGGUCCUCUGAAGCAUGGGGGACUGCGAGAAGAGGAGCUGGAGAAGAUGAAAGAGGAACGGGAAAGGAUUGGAGCAAAACAUCAGGAGCUACGGGAAAAGCAGGCAAGAGGUCUUGUUGAUUAUGCUACUGGUACAAUUGGAUCACUGCAUGAUAUGGACGAUGAUGAAAUGGAUCCCAAUUAUGCCAGAGUGAACCACUUCCGGGAACCAUGUGCAUCGGCAAAUGUCUAUAGGUCUCCGUCUCCCCCUCGGGCUGGACCACUGGUUUAUCCUCGCGAUGGCCGUCCACUCUCUCCAGAGAGAGAUCAUUUAGAGGGUCUCUAUGCCAAGGUCAACAAGCCAUACCAUCCACCGGUGCCAGUUGACAGCGGCUAUCCCAUGAGUGGAGGUGCUGAUCGCAUCCAGAAGUUGCGGAAGGAGUAUUAUCAGGCUCGAAGGGAAGGUUUCACAUUAUAUGAGGACGACGAAGGAAGAGCAAGGCCGUCUGAUUAUGACCUUCACUGGGUGUCUGGAAAGGGUCCAGAUGGGACUGCGCACAACCUCCGCUUCGAAGGGAUGGAGAGGCAGUACGCAUCCUUGCCCAGGGGAGGACCGGCCGAUCCCGCAGACUACCUGACAGCAGCACCCCGAGGGCUCUACAAGGAAAGGGAGCUCCCCUACUACCCAGGGCCUCACCCCCUGCACCCGCCCAAAGGGAGCUAUGCCCGGCCCCCGGACCUGAGGGUGGCAGAUCUCCGGUAUCCACAGUACUACCCACCGCCCCCCGCCCCCCAGCACAAAGGACCCUUCCGACAAGAUGUCCCGCCCUCGCCCCCUCAGCACCACAGGGUGCCAGCCUAUCAGGAAAUGGGCAGGCCAGGGCCCCGAGGGGGCAGCCCAGACCAGUACCCCUACAGGACCCAGGACCCCCGGCAGAAGAACCCCAUGACUGCAGCCGUGUAG